Messenger RNA from Pestalotiopsis fici W106-1, 882 nucleotides. RefSeq lists its product as uncharacterized. Gene Ontology annotation, biological process: lipid metabolic process. Bases 1 to 882 code for a protein of 293 amino acids. Gene Ontology annotation, molecular function: phosphoric diester hydrolase activity. The transcript is spliced from 2 exons. The record is from RefSeq and is a predicted model, not a curated record. NCBI's taxonomy places the organism in Eukaryota, Fungi, Ascomycota, Sordariomycetes, Amphisphaeriales, Sporocadaceae.
AUGCGCCCAUUGAUUAAUGACUUGAAUUUGGAGACCAUUUGUCUUCCUCGAGCCCACGAUGCCGGCUUGUACGAGCCAGCCCAUUACAGACGUCUCGGCUCUCUUUCGACCACAAUCACACAAGAGAAGACAAUCUUUGAUCAGCCUACGCUGGGAGUCCGGCGAUUCGAUCUGAGGCCCUGUAUCGUCAAUAGUAACUUCGUCUGCGGUCACUACGAGUACAUCAAGCCAGCGUACGUGCCCGGCAAUGUCUGGGACUUCACUAAAACCGUGGGCAUUGACAAAGAUAUCUUCGGCGGUUCGAUCGGAUGGUAUUCUGGCGGCGAGGGUGCAUCAGUGGAUGACAUCGUCAACCAGGCCAAUCAGUUCACAAGCAAGUUUCCUGGCGAAUUCAUCAUCCUCGAAGUCUCUCAUCUGUUCAAUCUCGAUAGAGAGGUACAAGAUCAAGAGUUGGGAUACCAAAUGAACCAGGAUGAAUUCGACAGACUCACUGAUGCGCUUGCUAAGUUGAAUGAACUCUACGUUUAUCAAGACGGUUCGAAAGCAGCGAUUACGAAGACCAAACUGAACGAGCUUCUCACACCAGGCAAGUCGUGUGUCAUGGUUCUGACGGAUCCAGCGUCGGGCAUCACUUUGGGACCAGCCAGAGAAGGCAAGGGAUUUCGAUGUUCAAGUCUUAGACCCAUUGAAGACACAGGAGUUUUCCAUGACAAGGCAGCAAGAACCCAUCGAAGCAAGAUGUUUGGAGGUUCUAGUUCACUUUUGAAACAAGGCCUCUGGAGCAUUACGGACGUCGCUCGUUGGCUGGCUCCACAAAAGCUGUCAGAGGCUUUAUCCACGCGACCACCAGGUAGAUGCUGGACGUGUCUCAGUGCAGACUGA